Molecule: messenger RNA, 4036 nt
Organism: Onychostoma macrolepis
Lineage: Eukaryota; Metazoa; Chordata; Actinopteri; Cypriniformes; Cyprinidae
Exons: 15
Coding region: 431-2137 (568 amino acids)
Biological process (GO): positive regulation of actin filament polymerization; actin crosslink formation; actin filament bundle assembly
Cellular component (GO): nucleoplasm; cytosol
Molecular function (GO): protein binding; cytoskeletal adaptor activity
Source: RefSeq, a predicted model, not a curated record
UUCACAGCGCUGUCCCGUUACCUCAUUGACAUUCAGUCCCAGUGAGAGACACAGACAGAGAGUAAGAAGACAUUGUCCGGGACAGAGACAGCAACCGAGCUACAUAGCGACAGCAAAUGGACAUUUUGAGCGGAAUGAAGAUUAAAGUUUGAUGUGAGCAUGAAAGACUGUGAUCUGAGGAACAGUGAGCACUGAGUGUGUUCUGCCCUGGAUUCAGUGAGGAGUUUGGGAGAGACGGGGUGAGGGGUGAGGGGUGGACGAGGGAUUUACUGGGUCAAACAAACCGACUACCCCCACCACUGAAGAAGGGGAAGUCAGAAGAAAAAACACCAGACAAAGCGCUAAGGAUACGAUGAACACUGAAAAGCCGCGUGUGCAGUGACUUCCUGACGUCGAGAAGUGAGGUGAACUGAUCUGAGACAGAAGCACAAUGUCACGAUCAGAUGAGGUCAACAAAAUGACAGAAAAUGUCUACAAGGGCGUUCUGGACCAGUUCAACCCCAGUCUGAAGAAUUUUGUCACCAUGGGCAAACACUAUGAAAAGGCUCUGACAGGCGUCACAGUAGCAGCAAAGGGUUAUUUUGAUGCUCUGGUCAAACUAGGAGAGCUGGCCAGUGACAGCCAGGGCUCGAAAGAACUGGGUGAUACAUUGUUCCAGAUGGCAGAGGUUCAUCGGCAGAUCCAGGUCCAACUCGAGGAUGUGCUGAAGCUGUUUCAUUCAGAGCUGCUGUCUCAACUCGAGCAGAAACUGGAGCUAGACAUCAAAUAUCUGACCGCGACGCUGAAGAAGUACCAGAGUGAGAGGAAGUCAAAGGUGGAGUCCAUUGAGCGCUGUCAAUCACAGCUGAAGAAGCUGCGGAGGAAGAGCCAGGCUAGUCGCCAUCCUAACAAAUAUGGAGACAGAGAGAUGCAGUAUGUGGAGCUGAUGAGUCGUCGGCAGGGCGAGCUGGACUCUCUGGUUGCUGUUGGUUAUCGCUCCGCUCUGACAGAAGAAAGGAGGCGCUAUUGCUUUCUGGUGGACCGUCAGUGUUCAGUCACCAAGAUCCUCAUCAACUACCACUGCAAGGUGCGGGAGCUGUUGUCUCAGAAGCUGUCAUCGUGGCAGCAGUCAUGUGCGCAGCCGACCAAGCUCCCCGAGCGAGCGCUGAGCCUGCUGCGUCACACCGCCCCCCAGAGCUCUGGAGGAGCCGGGCUCGCCGAGGUCCUGCGCAACGCCAAACUGGGAAUCACUCAGCCCGCAGAACAGAGGCUGUCUGUGCAGGAAGUCCCGCCUCUGUUGAACGGUGACAGCAGCAGUCGUCCUCAGCAGCAGCAGUCUCACCAGAACCCCUCCAGUAAUGGACACGCCCACUCCGGUUCCUCAGCCAGCCCCGCCCACUCCCAGCCAGCAGUGGGCGUUUCCGGGCUUCAGUCUCCUCCCACUGUUAGCCACACCCCCAGCUCCGCCUACAGCGCCCCUCUGUCCCGCGCGCUGUCCAGCUGUCCCGCUGCUCCCGAUCUCUACUCCACCUCCACACUGCCUCUGCCCAGGAGACAGUCCAGCGACACUCGCCAGGGAUUCAUGGGUUCGACUCUUCCCCGUGUGCUUCCUCUCUGUGCUCCGUCCCGUGUGGAGGCUCUGUUCCCUCACUCCCCAGACUCCUGCGAGGGAGAGAAGCCUGGAGACCGAGGAGGAAGCUCCUGUCUGCUGUCCUUCCUGCCUGGAGACACUCUUUCCCUGCUGAUCAGUGAACCCAGAGACGGCUGGCACUACGGCCAGAACGAGCGGACGGGACGAAAAGGCUGGUUCCCCUUCUCCUACACACAGCCUUUCCCAAACUCUCCCGGACAAGAUCUCAGUCCUCCUGCCCUGUCGAAGGUGAACAGCACCAGUAUGGGGCAGUUAGACAGGCUUCCCCCCACGGGUCCGAUGCCGCAGGUCAGCCCUGACUCCGAGGACGAGAGGAGCAUCUUAUCCCAGCGCAUCAGCACCUUCAGACCGCGACCCUACAGCAUGAUGAACCCCGAGACCAGCAGGAUGAGGAUGUCGACGGAUUUCGCCUCGACGCCUCCGUCACCCACCAGGAUCAACCCGUUCGCUCACAUUCGGCUCAAGAAGACGGUGACCAAUGAUCGCUCCGCCCCACUAAUACAGUAGAGCCUUUGAUUGACAGCCAGAGAUGCUCCUGUUAAUGCUUCAUGCCUCUGUUUCACUGAAUAACCAACCUUUGAGAGGCAGAUUUUACACAUUCAGACAAUAACCAAUAUGAGAGAAUUAAGUGCAUUUAGAUCGUUUAGGAUUUAGCAGAUCAAAUGUAUAUUCUAUAUACAUUACAUUACCAGAAAAAUGAAAUAUUUCAAGGUCUUUAUGUAUUUUGAAUGAGUGCACAUGAGAUAGAACAUCAAAAAACUGACCUUUAACAUUUGAUUCCUUAUUAUGGACAACAGUUUCUUCUGUAUUUUAAUUCCUUUACUGUAACGUAUGAUGUUUACAAUGAAACAGUCAAUUACAAAAAGUUUUUGACAACUGACAUUUGUGGAGAUGAUUCACAAUUUAGUUUCAUGAAAUAUUUUAGAUUUACUUGGUGGCAAGUAUAUACAGUAUAUAUAUAUUUUUUCUUUUCUUUUCUGGUAUACAAAAAUGCACCUCUCAUAAUUAAAUUUUGUAAAUGUUAAUUCUGUGGUUAUUUACUCACUCGUGUUAUUCCACAUAUGCUAUAAUUUUGUCUGCUGUCAAUUUUUCUGAGUAUGCUUCCCACACAAAAUAAGAUACUUUCUCCUAAAACUUUUUAUUUUAUUUUUUAAAUAUUGAAUAAAGGUAUCCUAGAGCAUUCUGGGAGAAGCGGGUGAGCUGACUGUUGGAGUCAAAAGCAGGACUCGGUUGAAUGGAAAAUGGAGUAUAAUUAUAUAUAGACGGGCUUUUGAAAGAGUUGGAAAGGAUUUUGGAAAAGCGUAGUGUUUGUGAAAGUGUGAAGAGGCUCUCAGCUCUGGUCUCUUGUCCCCGCUUCCAUCUGUCUCAUGUAUUUUGUUUAACCCCGAAUCUGUAAAACUAAAGCUUGUAGUCCUGAGUUGCAGCAGAUUGUGGGCGAGGGAUCUGAAGGCUAAGAGUGAGAGUGCCGAGAGGAGAUCUGAAGGUCUGGAAAGUGUAGACGUGCUGGAGAACGUGACUGUGCUGUAGCUGUAGAUGAGAAAUAAGGUGAAAAAACGUCUUUUACACCAUUAUUUUGGGACAGAAGACUUAGUUAAAGAUGUUUAUGUACAGUGGUUUGAAAUUAACUCGUGUACUUUUGAAGUAAAUCGUUUCUGAAUUGUCUUAAAAGUUGCUUAUCGUUGUGAGAUUUUACACUGAAACCAAUCUAACUAAUUAUUAAUUAUUGUUUACAAAUGUUCAAAUUAUUUCUCCACUCCAGGGUCAGUUUGUUCUGACAAACUUUUUCUAUUAUAAAGACAUCUUAAAUUGAAAAUAAUGCUAAAAGGGUAAUCUCCAACCUUAUAUAUGCAAAUAUAAUGGUGUACUGUAAUACAGUGAGCCCGAAAGUCUGAGAACAUUUUUUUUUUUUUCAUAAAGUAUCAUUCAAAACAUGAAUUUGAUAUUAGAUCAUGUUCUCAUCAUCAUCAUCAUCUGAGACGAUCAAGAGCAUCUUGAGCUUGAGUGGAUGCAAGAACCUCUGAGUCACGUGAUCAAAAACGCUCAUUUAAACUUGAUUAAUGAUCAUUUCUUUGUAUUAAAUUCAUUGAAAUCCUAGACUGUUGAAAUGAAAAGCAUCUCAGACUUUCGGACGCCGCUGCAUGUUAGUCUGUAUUAGUUUGUGAGUUUAAUUUCCGAACUGAUGUAAUCACGGCUGAGCAGUUUUGAUCCCUGCUCACGUUGUACUUUUAUUAAACAUCCCAGAGAACACCGAACACUGGCAUUUAAAGCAGGACUUUACUGUACAAGUCAGUCUGGCUGCUCCGCUGCACUGCUUUGAUUAUUAAACAGACUUUCCUGAGAUAUGAAAGCAUUAGCCUUUUGGACACAUUUUGGACUCUUGAAUGCUUUAACUUCAUGAUAACUGUA